This is a messenger RNA of Striga asiatica, 405 nucleotides long. The record is from the annotation of a GenBank genome assembly. NCBI's taxonomy places the organism in Eukaryota, Viridiplantae, Streptophyta, Magnoliopsida, Lamiales, Orobanchaceae.
AUGAAAGCUGACCGCAACACAAAAUCUGGAAAAUCACAGAACAUAAAGACUAAACACAAGCGGGAUAAACUAGGGGGAUUCCGUAAAACCCCAUCCUUUGUAGUACAAACAACCUCAGAAAGAGGAACAUACUUUGUUUUAUUUCUGCCUCUUGUAUAUCUUGCCCAAGAAGGACUUGAGCACGGCCUGCACAGGUUUGCUAGGGUGAGCCUCGAUGGAGCUCGUGAGCCUCUCAUAGCUCUGGCUUUCGUACUCGGCAAAUACGCCUUGGAGAUUGAGCUCGUUGUAGAGGGCUUUGAUUUUCGCAACGUCCGCUGGACUUUCCUUUCCAUAGUGCUCCUGAGCUCCAGGGCUUUCACGACCAGCCAAGAACACUUGAAGUCCUCAAUAUCUGUUCCAAUCUGA